UGUGCUUUUGUGAGUACUGGGCGACGCGUGCACUCGGUCCGUUGUUAUAUUAUUAAUAUACCGAUCGCGAUUUUUUUUUGUUUUUUACGACAGUGGCGAGCUUUUGAUAAGUUCGACGUUAUAUUAUAUCAAUUAACAUCAUAACUCAUAAUUCGAUUGUUAUUAUUACUGUAGAUUUUUGUAUUUUCAAUUAAUCGACCAAACUCCGAUCACUUCGAUCCACGUAUUCUAUUUAAAGAUUAUCGUAAUCGAUUUGUCUUGGACAUUUUUUCCCGCUCAACGAAACUCCGCCGUGGCUGCUGAUUGUUCGUUCUCUCGACCGUUUGUUUGUUCGUUUUUUCUUGUCGAGCGUGCGCUUUUCAAGACUUCGUUUCAUCGGUCACUUUCCGACCAAUAAUCGUGCGUAAUUUAUUGGCGCGAGUGACGUGCGUGGGUGUACGCGAUAAUUGCGGGGGCGAUCCGUGAUCGUCGUCGAUGCAGAUGAUCAUGGUUUGGCGCGCGUGCGGUGGUGGCUGAUGCGAAAUAUGAUCGACAUGCAGAUGAUCGACAGGCUGGCCCAAGACGGCAAACAAGACGGGCGGCAGCAAUCUGAUGGACAGCUUUAUUGUCAGCACGUCAGGACCUGUGCCACCACUGGACAUCAUAAGGCCAAAUGUGCGACUCAAGAUUUAUUCGAAUUACUCGAAAGAGUUCAGAGCAACCGAUUGGAUGACCAGAGAUGUGUUCUACCGCCGUACUUCGCUCAAGCAUCUAGAGACGAGCGGACGAGUAGCGUCCCGACGCCGGAAGCGGUAGGAAAUGGAUCCCGGGAACUUUUAGAGGAGACGUUGAAGGGUCCCAAACCAUAUCCCAACAUCGUUCUACCGACCGGUGGUGGUUUCUGGAUUGAUGGCCAGGACCAAAACGAGUACGAGCCUGCUGCUUCCUCCGGCGGAGCCUGUACGUGGAAUAAUAAAAUCGAAACCGAUGACACGGCGAAAGCUUAUCGCAGAUACUACAUGGGAAGGGAACACUUCAACUUUGUCGGAACGGACGAUCAACUGGGCCCUGUGCUGUUGAGCGUGAAAACCGAAAGCCUGGCUUCCCAAGAGCAAACGAGACUCUUGCUGCGGCUCCGGACUGGCACCACGCACGAACUGGUGCCUUCAUCAUGCGCCACUUCAGCGCCUCACCACAUGGCCAGGCUGCUAAACGAUCAGCUAUCAGUUACCAAUAUGUCACCCGUUUUGAGUUGUAAAACGUCUCAACUAAUUGCCGCCUACGACGAACACGUACUAGUGUCGCACUUCAAAUUUGGUGUAUUAUAUCAAAAGUAUGGCCAAACUAGUGAGGAAGAAUUAUUUUCCAACCAACAUACUUCACCCGCGUUUGAUCAGUUUCUCCAAUUACUCGGUCAGCGGAUACAACUGAAAGACCAUAAAGGGUACCGAGGAGGCCUAGACACGCAGUUUGGUCAGACCGGUGACGAAGCCGUUUACCAAGUGUUCAAAGACAGGGAAAUCAUAUUCCACGUAUCCUCUUUGCUUCCGUACACCGAUAACGAUCCUCAGCAAUUGCAAAGGAAAAGACAUAUCGGUAAUGACAUCGUAGCAAUAGUUUUUCAAGAAUCCAACACCCCGUUCACCCCAGACAUGAUAGCGUCACAUUUCCUACACGCCUACAUCAUCGUCCAAGUGAUCGAACCCAACACUCCCAACGUUAGGUAUAAGGUCAGCGUGACCGCCCGGGACGACGUGCCCUUCUUCGGACCGACGUUACCCAACCCGGCCGUGUUCAGACACGGUCCAGAUUUCAAACAGUUCCUUCUCACCAAGCUUGUAAACGCGGAAAAUGCCUGUUACAAGGCCCACAAAUUCGCCAAGUUGGAGCUGAGAACCCGAACGUCUUUGUUGCAUUCGUUGUGCGAGGAGCUGAAAGACAAGACCAAAGACUUCCUUGGGCACAACGAAGGCGGCAGUAGCGGCACCAAUGCCGGAGCGGCCGGCACGAGCGGCGGCCUGGGCGCCGAGCUGACCAAAUCGUCGGCGGCCUCGUCGUCGUCGUCUUCGUCGGAAUGCGGCAACGGUACCAUCUCGGGGGCUGGCAGCAGGUUCAUAGACACGGUACGCAAAGCGCUCAUUGCCCGGGUCAAGACGCAAACACUGUCUAACGCAGAGGCCAACAACAACGUUUCGGGCGGCCUAUCCAAGAAGACUAGCAGCUGUUCGGCCGACGGGUCCAUACCGAGCUUUGGCAGAUCGUUGUCGAAAAGCAGCAAAAAGAGUUCGCCCUCGUCACCAAUAUCCAGUCCGGACAUCCAUCCAGUGCACAGGACUUCCAGUGGAGCUAGCCGCGUGGCCAUGUCGGAAAGCGAUUCGUCGUCGUUGAACAGCGUUGAGCUUGACGGCCUGGGCAUGGCUGGGGCCGUGGACAGCGACACCGGUCUGGAGAGCAUGUCGUCGGCUGAGACGCCCAGUGGCAAGCCUUGCAGCAUGUGCUGUUGUGACGCGCCGAACAACGACUCCCGGGUGGAAGGUCUCCGGCAAGACGUGACCAGGUUAAAAUGUGACAAACUAGAGCUGUUGAGACAGAACGUGAGUUGUCAACAUGAAAUAAAGAGAUUGCGAGAGAAGGAACUGGUGCUGCAGUCGGAACUCACGUCCGCAUCCAAGGAGAUUCUUAGGUUGAGGGAACUGUUGAAAAACUACACCACCAACCCCAACUCGUCGACUGUUUGAACAUAGGAUACCUACUGAUUUUGUGACGAAGAUAAAACUGACACUUGACGUUUUCUCUCACUGUUGCAAAAUUAUUCACUUUCUGUGACGGUUAUUUCUUCUGGGACAACCAUAUAUGGCCACCGGCGAAUAACAAUAUUUCGUCUUACAGGAUGGAAAUAAUAUAGCGUAACGCGAUACCAAAGUAUUACAUAUUAUAUAACUAUUAUUUUCAAAACGAUUUGAAAUUAUCGUUAUUAAUCUAUGUUGGAUUGUAUUUACCUACUAAAAUUAGCGUUAAUAAUGUAAAUCCACUAUUAUAUUUAUUUUUAAUUGUGCUUCUAAUCGUUAAGAAAAAACAAAAAUAUUCUGUAAAGCAUAUACCAAAGUAUUAAUAUUUGACGUUUUAAUAAUAAUUAUUUGACACUAAAUUCCGCGCGACAACGUUAAUUCACUAGUGUCAAAAUAGCAUCGUGUAUCAUGACGUAAUCACACAAUUUUAUGUUAAUUAAUUAAUUUGAUUGGUUGAUAAUUUAUUGACUGUAAAAUUCAUCCUAUACGUCACGAAAAUUUGUAAAUACAAUUAUUACAUAGUUUUAAGUCUAAGGGUUUUUUUUUAAGUGUGUAUUAGUAAAAAAAACUUAACAAAAUAUUACCAUUUACAUGUCGGUGCAAACAAAUUUGAGCAUAUAUUAUAAUAUAAUUUUAUAUUAUACAUUUAUUUAUUCCAUUUUCAUUUUCGAAUCAUAUAGAAAUUACCACCGUAAUAAUACCUAACCAAUGUAUGCAUUAUACAUUUUACUAUUAAUAUAUAUAAUUUUUUUUUAAGUAUUUUUUUUAACAAUUCACUUGUUUGAUAUGUAUAUGGUUAUUUCUAUGAAGUAAAUGUCCUAUGUGUACUCAUUAUCUCAUUAUUUGAAUAAAAGCGCAUAAGUGUGCAUGUAUUUAUAUAGUGAUAAGGAACUAAUAUUAUAUCAAUGAUAUAAUUCUUGUGUCUAUUAAACUUUUUUGUAAAGUCUAUUGUGUUUUUGUCAAAAAUUUAUCGGGAAGAGGAAAAAUAAGAAUAAAAAAGUUUAGUUAAUAUUAUAUUGUUGAUUAUAAUAGACUAUAAUAGUAUUAUUAUGGUUAUUUUAACAGUAUUAAUUUAUAGGUAUAACGGUAGUCUAAUUUAAAAAAUACGCACCUAACAUUUUAAUAUUAUAAUACUCGUGUAUACUUACAUAUAAAAUGUGUUUUUGUUUUGCACAAAUGUUUGUUCUUCUUAAAAAAUUUUAAUUGCAUGAAAUGUAUGUCAAUUUAUAUUAUUAUUUUUGAUUGUAUAAUUUAUAAAUAAUUUAUAAAUAUCUAAAAUUGUAAAUGUCCAUACAAAUACUCUUAAGUUCAAGUAGAUACACACACAAACACAGAAAACCUGUGUCCGUUCUGUUUUAAAAUCAGGCGCACUAAUUCAUUUUUUAUUUUAGCCUAUAUACAUAUGAGUGUAUUAUGUUUUGUUAUUAUUAUUAUUAUUAUUAUUAUUAAUGCAAUAAAUGUUAAUUUUUA
Messenger RNA from Metopolophium dirhodum (rose-grain aphid), 4238 nucleotides. RefSeq names its product rap1 GTPase-activating protein 1 (gene RapGAP1). The transcript has 14 exons. The record is from RefSeq and is a predicted model, not a curated record. Bases 516 to 2717 code for a protein of 733 amino acids. Gene Ontology annotation, biological process: regulation of small GTPase mediated signal transduction; activation of GTPase activity. Gene Ontology annotation, cellular component: cytoplasm. Gene Ontology annotation, molecular function: protein binding; GTPase activator activity. NCBI's taxonomy places the organism in Eukaryota, Metazoa, Arthropoda, Insecta, Hemiptera, Aphididae.